AUGAAUGUUAAUCUAGCAAAUUUAGCUUCGAACUUUUUACCUAUUUCUUGUAUGAUUUGGAAUGUACAAGGAACAGGAAGUAGAGAGUUUAUGUCUGCUUUGAAAGAGAUUGUUAGAGUUAAUAAACCGAAUGUGAUUACUCUUGUGGAAACACACAUGGGAGGGGCGCAAGCUAUCAAAAUUGCUAAUAUAAUUGGGUAUUCUGGCCAUACUAGAGUUGAUGCCCAAGGAUUUAGCGGUGGAAUUUGGAUUUACUGGCGUAGUGAACUAGUUACAGUAGAGCCUAUCCAUAAACACAAUCAGUAUAUUACUAUGGAAAUUAAAAGAGUUGGGGAUAUUCCUUGGUAUUUCACAGCGGUGUAUGGUAGUCUAGAUCCUUCUAAACGUCAGGAGCUUUGGAGGGAGUUGAGAGAUUAUGCUGAAAAUAAUAAUGUUCCUUGGAUGUUAGCAGGGGACUUUAAUGACACAAGGUUUCGAUGGGAAAGAAGUGCUAGUUGUGCUGAAACAACUAGGAGAUCUGCUCGUUUUAAUGAAUGGCUAGAAGAUAUUAGGUUACUUGAAAUUGAGUUCAGUGGUGCAUCCCACACAUGGUCAAGAGGAAAUUCUGUUACAACUUGGCAGAGUGCUCGACUUUAUCGAGCUCUUUGUAAUGGUGAUUGGAGCCUAAGAUUUCCGAAUGCCUCUGUCAAGCAUCUCCCCGCAAUCCAAUCCGAUCAUUGCCCAAUUCGUAUUGCUCCUAAUGGCUUUGCACCUAUUUCAGAAGUGAAUAGACCUUUUCGAUUUCAAGCCGCUUGGAUGUCCCAUGAAAAGUUUCGUGACUUUAUUGAGACAAAGUGGUAG
Chenopodium quinoa (quinoa) is the source of this 840-nucleotide messenger RNA. RefSeq lists its product as uncharacterized. Bases 1 to 840 code for a protein of 279 amino acids. Gene Ontology annotation, molecular function: catalytic activity. The record is from RefSeq and is a predicted model, not a curated record. The transcript has a single exon. Lineage: Eukaryota; Viridiplantae; Streptophyta; Magnoliopsida; Caryophyllales; Amaranthaceae.